Molecule: messenger RNA, 1485 nt
Organism: Parathielavia appendiculata
Lineage: Eukaryota; Fungi; Ascomycota; Sordariomycetes; Sordariales; Chaetomiaceae
Exons: 2
Coding region: 1-1485 (494 amino acids)
Biological process (GO): positive regulation of transcription by RNA polymerase II
Cellular component (GO): nucleus
Molecular function (GO): DNA-binding transcription factor activity, RNA polymerase II-specific; transcription cis-regulatory region binding; zinc ion binding
Source: RefSeq, a predicted model, not a curated record
AUGCCCGAACCCGACUUUAUUUCGGUAGGAGCACAGUCCAAGGCCUGCCACAACUGCCGCCGCCGCCGUCUUCGUUGUGACAAAUCGCAUCCGUCGUGCAGGAAAUGCUGGAUUCGCGGUGAGGAAUGUCUCGGCUAUGGUACCCUCUUCCGCUGGGCCAAUGCCCCAGCUGUUCGCGGCCGUCUGGUUAGGCAGUUGACUUCUAUGAACCGUAAGAGAGUAGAUGCAGCAGGUGACUGGGAAGGCUCUUCACUCUCCGUCCACCCGUCUCUCCUGGAUCCGCUGCUGAAUCAUCUCAACCGAACGGCAAGGCACUACGUCCAUCACUUCGCCACGGCCGUGUGUCGGGACCUGGUCUCAUUUGACCAACCCGACCGCAACCCCUACCGCACCCUCAUCCCCCUGGCCAGCAAGUUCGACUUCCUCAACGCCAUCAUUGUUGCCACAGGCGCCAUGCACCUGUACGCGAUCCGCGGCGAUCCCAACGACCACCAGGCUGGAGCCGCCCCGGAGCUGAUUGAUGCAUUGGUCGCCAAGGACAAGGCCAUCCGAUUGCUCCGCGCCGCCGUCGACGGCGUGACGCCAGAAAGUCGGGCCAUGGUGCUGGCUGCCAUCGUCUUCCUCGUCAACCUCGACCUGAUCGACUCGGGCAAGGGCGGCUGGCAAAUUCACAUGGAAGCCGCCAGCGCCCUCAUGCCGUUCCUUCUGCGCGACCCCAUGUCCCGCCUGGACCCGUCUCUCAGGGCCUGCGUCGACGCCAUCGCCGCCGACUGCCUCACCUACCGCGUGACGGGGUCCGCCAUUAGCGGCGUGGCCCUGGACUCAUGGGCCGACCACGACCUGGCCAACUUUCUGUCCAUCCUGAGGCGCGCCGAGCCCUACAGCUACCACGGCUGUCCGCCCGAGAUCCUGCAGAUUCUCCUGUCGGCCAGCAAACUGUUGCACACCACCACCACCACCAGCUCCGAACAAGCCAAAGUCCUAGAGGCCCUUUCCCUGGUCGACCGAGCCAGGGCAUUUGAUGUGGUGGAGUGGGUCUACAGCAUCCGCGGCCUCUCCUCCCAGGACGACUUGAGCAUCCGCGUCGACCUAGCGCUUGCCCACCGCGCAACUGCAUGCUUGUACGUCCUCCUCGCCGUCCCGGAGGCCGCCCCGUCCUCCUCGGCGGUGGAUUUGCUCGUGCAGGAGGUGCUCGACCACCUGGCUGCCGUGCCUGUCGACCACGUUAUGUUCAAGGGCACCAUGUGGCCCACCUUCCUGGUCGGCGCCCAGACCGACGACCCCGCCCAGCGCGCUUGGUGUACCGAGCGCCUGGAGACGGUAUGGGAGAACGCCCCGUUGAUAUGUCCGUGGGGGUACAUCCGGACGGCGGUGCGGAAGAUGCAGGAUCUCUGGCAGGCGAGGGAUCAGGACCCGGCGGGUCGGGGAAAGAGGAACUGGUUGCUGGAGUUGAAGAAUAUGCGGGAGAAGUGUCUGAUUGUGUGA